AGCCAUCCCACUAACACCCACAUUACACCGUUUGGCCUGCUCAAGCAAGUCGCUCUGAGCAGUUAGAAUAUUCAGUUUAAGUCCCAUUUGGCUAAGCGGUCACCUCAGAACUUCAUCAACCACAUCAAGAUUCUCCCACUCCCAGCUCAUCCAAUACAUCUAUGGAUCCUGACGCGUCUGGCGGCUGGCGAUUUGCACAAUGUUUUGGAGACAAGGGAGAGGUAGAAGACAUCACAGAAGCCGACAUCAUCUCCACUGUCGAAUUCGACUCGACAGGUAACUAUCUCGCAACAGGCGACAAGGGUGGGCGGGUAGUGCUGUUCGAGCGAAAUGACAUGAAAAAAGGAUGCGAGUACAAGUUCUACACCGAGUUCCAGUCACAUGAACCAGAAUUCGACUACCUCAAGUCGCUGGAAAUCGAGGAGAAGAUCAACAAGAUCAGAUGGUGCAAACGCCAGAAUUCUGCCCACUUUUUGCUUUCAACCAACGACAAAACCAUCAAGCUUUGGAAAGUCUUCGAGAAGUCGUUGCGGGUAGUAUCAGAAUCGAACUUGACAGAUGGCCAGCGGUCGCUACCACCACCAUCGUUGAAACAGCAUCUGCGGUUACCCCGUAUGGCGCAUCAAGACAACAUCAUCGCUGCCGUUCCCCGCAAAGUAUACUCCAAUGCACACGCCUACCACAUCCAUUCCAUUGCUGUCAAUUCCGACCAGGAAACAUAUGUAUCGGCAGAUGACCUGAGAAUAAACCUCUGGAAUUUGAAUAUUUCUGACCGGAGCUUUAAUAUCGUGGACAUCAAACCCGUCAAUAUGGAGGAGUUGACGGAGGUCAUUACUGCCGCCGAGUUUCAUCCAACACAAUGCAAUGUGUUCAUGUAUUCCAGCUCGAAAAGCAACAUCAAGCUUGCGGACAUGCGUGACUCCGCACUCUGCGACCGCCACGCCAAGCUGUUUGAGGAGGAGGAGGAUCCCGCAAACCGGUCAUUCUUCUCGGAGAUCAUCUCAUCCAUCUCGGAUGUCAAGUUCAGUCGGGAUGGUCGGUAUAUCCUUUCGCGAGACUAUCUCAAUCUGAAAAUUUGGGAUGUCAACAUGGAGUCACGACCGGUGAAGACCAUCCCGAUCCACGACCAUCUUCGGGGGAAACUCUGCGAUCUAUACGAGAAUGAUUGCAUCUUUGACAAGUUUGAGUGUACGUGGAGUGGGGAUGAUAAACACGUCCUGACGGGCUCCUACCACAACUACCUGCGUAUAUUCGACGUGGAGACAUUAAACGACGUUGUACUCCAGGCGGAUAAAUCCGCGUUCAAGGCGAAGAAGAUUGGUGGGCCGCUACCGGGAAAUAACAAGCUAGGGCAGAAGAAUGGCAUGCGUCCAGGGUUGAAGGAUGCAAUGCAGUUGGAGACGCUUGAUUUCAACAAGAAGAUUCUACACGCAAGCUGGCACCCACGGGAGAAUACAAUUGCAAUCGCGGCAACGAACAACUUGUUCUUGUACAGUGCGGCAUGAUUGCUUUCAGGGCUGCCCGCCAUCUGUCCUCCAUAUAUCACACUCCUUCGGCCUCUUCACUCAAUGUACUCCACGCAUCGCAGGACGACAACACCUGCGUCUCAUCUUAUAUAUUACCAUUCGCCGUUCGUGUCAUGAUCAACUUCAGCAGGGGCGAUCGCUACUGCGUGCAACCGGGUGACGACUAGAGUUCAAGACGGGAAAUCGGGACAUUUAUGGAGGAAGGCGUUACAGACCGAACGCUUGCUGUUUCUUGUGUUAUGUUUUCUUUUUUGGCAUUCUUUCAUCCUUUCCCUCGCUUCGAUACUGCACAGCCUUGCUAUUAUUUCUCAAUCGACAGCCUUGUUCAUGAUUUAUAUAUCGAUCCCCACCCUUUCACACCUUCUUUCCUGCAUGCUGUUCAUCUUUUUUGUCGUCCUUACGCCUCUCCUCUCUGUCGUUCCCAUUCUCGUCUCGUUCUUCGUCGUGGCCCGUUGUUCCUACUCUCGGUCGCCCACUCUCUCGUUGCCGCCAUAUACGUACUCAUCCAUCCUUACCCAACCUUCCUUAGGACUUGUCAAGCACGCAGAAGAGAAAAGAGAAGAGAGCACGUAGAGGAUAUACAUUCUGUGCAACGUCUGCGGCGGUGCACAGGGAGAAGUAAUGAAAUAAAUGGGUUUUGUAUUAU
Heterobasidion irregulare TC 32-1 is the source of this 2172-nucleotide messenger RNA. RefSeq lists its product as uncharacterized. Gene Ontology annotation, biological process: peptidyl-serine dephosphorylation. Bases 162 to 1505 code for a protein of 447 amino acids. Gene Ontology annotation, molecular function: protein binding; protein phosphatase regulator activity. The transcript is spliced from 8 exons. Lineage: Eukaryota; Fungi; Basidiomycota; Agaricomycetes; Russulales; Bondarzewiaceae. Gene Ontology annotation, cellular component: cytosol; protein phosphatase type 2A complex. The record is from RefSeq and is a predicted model, not a curated record.